Rhizoctonia solani is the source of this 867-nucleotide messenger RNA. RefSeq lists its product as uncharacterized. The transcript is spliced from 11 exons. Bases 1 to 867 code for a protein of 288 amino acids. Lineage: Eukaryota; Fungi; Basidiomycota; Agaricomycetes; Cantharellales; Ceratobasidiaceae. The record is from RefSeq and is a predicted model, not a curated record.
AUGGCACUGCUUUCGAAUUUUCUUACAUCCAAAACCAACCAUCCAAUCUGGCUGAAGAUAUAUGUUAUCUUUACCAAUAUCCUGACGGGAUUGCAAACAGUUAUCCAUGUGAUCCAAGCAUUCGAGAGCAUCGAUUCGGCUAUUCCUCAAGCUGAGGGUAUAUUCUUAGCCCAAACAUUCGCUCGUCCUCCUUCGCAGGCAAUGCGCAUUGUCGACAUUUUGAGCGAGGUUUGGUCAUUAAGUUCUCUGGCAUUCGAUGUUAUCACAACCCUCAGUAGUGAGUACUUUGGACGGUUAAGUGAUGGUGUACUGAAUAACAGUACUUUGGACAUUGACGCGAUUCGGCCUCCUGGACUCAUAGAACUAAAAGUUAACCACUGUGUCUUGGUAGUCGUUUGGCAAGUUCUAUGGGCCUCGGCGGCCCCUCCCUUGAUACUUGUUACUAUCAGUAUUGUUGAUGGUUAUCUGAUUCCGGGUAGUUCAAAAGUGGUCGGGGUUAUUUCGAUUGCCAUGAUGGGAAAGAUUAACGUGCUAUCUCUCAUGAUUAAUGUAGUCGGCCAAGAACACAUUCGCCAGCAAUUCCAGCGACGAUGGAAUACCCCUUCCCCCCCGAGAGAGACAUGGUUCCAGAAACAAACAAACCAAACGUCCCGAUCCGAUUGGCCGGCAGUCCAUGUAACUGUACAUGCCGAAACGGUUGAACUCAGAACAGUGACCGAGUCAGUAACAAGUAAUAUCAAACGCGAAGAAUCCAAAAAUGAUAACUUGGAUAUGGCUUUAUCCGAUACCAUCAGUCUGAAAUGUGAUGAAGUGGGCUCUCGUUAUGAUGUUCGUGACACACAGAUAUCAAGUAGUCCGAGGAACUAG